Messenger RNA from Ictidomys tridecemlineatus (thirteen-lined ground squirrel), 422 nucleotides. NCBI's taxonomy places the organism in Eukaryota, Metazoa, Chordata, Mammalia, Rodentia, Sciuridae. The record is from RefSeq and is a predicted model, not a curated record.
UCCUGAUCCUGAACUGAACACUCCACUCCUGACAGCAUGAGCUGCUACUAUGGCAACUACUAUGGUGGGCUGGGCUAUGGCUAUGGUGGCCUAGGCUGUGGCUAUGGCUGUGGCUAUGGUGGCUGUGGCUGUGGCUAUGGUGGCUAUGGCUGUGGCUAUGGUGGCUAUGGUGGCUAUGGUUAUGGAUGCUGCCGCCCACUCUGCUACAGAAGAUACUGGUCCUAUGGCUUCUACUGAAGAAUUUCUUUAGCUGCUGAGCCUAUUGGCUGUCACCCUCUAUCUCAUUGGAAUCAUCUCCAACUUUCUUCACAUUCGAAAUUUUUUAAUAUCUUCAACAAUACCAACUAUAUACCAAUCUGAGAAAAAUGAAUAAAAUCAGCAUGCCUAUUUUGAUUCAUCCUUAUCUCUUGGAUUGUGUGAUA